CACAUACUGCCAGGGGUACUUGGGAAGGCCCUAGGGGGUACAUGAGGGCAAGAGGACGAAGCACUGCCACCCACCACCCCGCGCCGCCACCCUGCAAAGAGCAGAGCUGGGGCGGAGAGUGGAGGCAAGGGUAGUGGCACCCCUCUGCAGGCUUUACAGGCACUCCCCAGCUGGCCAGAUACGGGGAGGGGGGGAAGCUUGCAUGCAGUGGCCGCUACUACCCACCACCCUGCAUUGCUGCUGCUCUGCACCCAGCUGUAUGCCACGCACCCCCCCGCAUCUGGCCGCUGGGGGUACACUUAUUAAAAAAAGGUUGAAAAUACCUAAAUACCUGCCCCAGGUCAUAAUAGCAUACCUAAAUCUCUCCUAUACCAUGGUGGGAUACUCUAGUACCCCCCAGGGCCUUAUGGGAACACCUAUCCUUCCCCCAUCCCCAAGGAAGUGUGAGAUACCUACCCCACACCAUCUCCCAGGGCAUUAUGUGACUCCUGCCCCACCCCAUGCCAUUAUGGCACAUGACACCCACACAAUAUUAUGGGAUAUUUGCAUCUUGGUAGGGCAUGAUUGGGAUACCUAGAUAUUUUGUGCUAGUGUACUAUGGGAUAUCUGGACCAUACCCAGAGCAUUAUGGGAUACGACUCCCCACAAGGAUUUAUAGGACACCUAAACUCACUGCCCCAAGGCAUUAUGGGAUGCCUGGAUUCCUCCUCUCUCCCCCAGGGCAUUAUGAGAUGGCUGGAACCCUGCAUCCUAUAGCUUUAUAGGAUAUGAUUAUCUCCAGGGUACUAUAGGAUACCUAGAUAAUCUUCCCUAGGGUAUUAUGGGAUAUAACCUUCUAAGGGUAGUAUGACACACUUGAACACUCUGCUAGAGUAUUAUGAGAUACUGGACUAUCCCUCUGAGUAGUAUUUUGGGAAACUGUGCUCCCUCUCCACAGGCAGCAGAGAUGGCAGAGCAGCGCUUGGCAUGGGCCCAGAAGCAGUCCAUGGUACAUGCUGAGAUGCAGGCAGGGCUGACAGGACUCCUGGAACCCCCUCAGACUCUGCACCAAGCCCAGGUCACCCAACACCAGGAGCGCCAGCGACAGGAGGAAGAAGAGCAGUGGUGGGAGGCAGAGUGGGCAGCCCAGCGCCAGGCAGCAGCCAGGGAGGGGCUGGCCUUGGAGGAGUUAGAGAGCCGUAUCCGGCGGGGAUUGCGCAGGGCGUUAGACUGCUUCAACCGACAGCUGGCUGAGGAGCAGAGGGCCCAACAGCAGCACCUGAAUCGUGACAUCUACACCAGCAUGCCCAUAGUCCAGUAUCACCUCCAGUUCAGCACCAGCAGCCGGUAGGGGGCCCCACCCUGUCCCAGAGACCCCCACCCCAGGUGGGGGGAACCAAUAAAAGACAUUCCCACAGCCAACUCUACCUCUACCUGGUGCAUAGGGUGAAGGGAGAGCCUGGAUGCCUGGGUUUUCUUUAGGGAUUAAGGUGGCAUCCUGGACACCUGGAUUCUCUGGGGAGGUAGAAC
Messenger RNA from Alligator sinensis (Chinese alligator), 1509 nucleotides. Its product is annotated as RIB43A-like with coiled-coils protein 1. NCBI's taxonomy places the organism in Eukaryota, Metazoa, Chordata, Crocodylia, Alligatoridae. Bases 878 to 1330 code for a protein of 150 amino acids. The record is from RefSeq and is a predicted model, not a curated record. The transcript is spliced from 3 exons.